AUGAAGAAAUCAGCCAUCGACGUCGCACCGAAUCGGACCGGAGGAGUCGAAACGAGCCCUGGGAAGGCCGCUCUCAGGCGCAGAGGGCGCUCAAAACCCGCAGCCGCUUUGGGCGCGGCGGAGCCCCCGACGAGCAGCGAGUUGCCGCAGCAGCCGCCGGCAGCGCGGCGCGGCCGCCGCGGGGGUGGAACGGACUGGUGGCCGCGGGCGGCCGCCGAGCAGCACGCGGCAGGCGAGGCGGGCGGCUCUGGGCGAGGGGCGCCUGGAAGAGGGCCGCUUUGUUUUACCAUGCGAACAGGGCGCCCCGCGGCCGAGAAGAGAGGAGGAAAGAGGAGGAGAAAGGAGAAGGAGGAGGAGACGGGGGGUGGGUGA
Molecule: messenger RNA, 372 nt
Organism: Prorocentrum cordatum
Lineage: Eukaryota; Dinophyceae; Prorocentrales; Prorocentraceae
Source: the annotation of a GenBank genome assembly